AUGAGGACAUUUCUUAAAUCCUGGAUUCCUCAGUGUUUGUGGAUUCUCAGGUCACCUUCCAGAACAUUCCAUGGAAACAACAGGCUUCUUACAUUUCAGAUUACUUCCCAUUUUGAAUCUGUAAAUCAGGGUAAAAAGGAAGUGCCAGAAUAUUUCAACUUUGCAAGUGAUGUCUUAGAUGAGUGGGCACGACUGGAAAAGGAUGGCAGAAAACCAGCAAAUCCAGCUUUCUGGUGGGUCAAUGAUAAGGGAGAGGAGGUGAAGUGGAGCUUUGAGGAGCUGGGCUCUCUGUCCAAGAAGGCAGCCAAUGUCCUUUCUGAGGCCUGUGGUUUGCAGAGAGGAGACAGAAUUGUGGCAAUUCUGCCUCGUGUUCCUGAGUGGUGGCUCCUGAACGUGGCCUGCAUGCGAGCGGGAAUUGUCCUUAUUCCAGGAACAUCCCAACUAACUGCCAAAGACAUCUUAUACCGACUCAAGGCUUCAAAGGCCAAGUGCAUUGUUACCAAUGAUGCCCUGGCACCUGCAGUGGAAUCUGUCCUGUCUGACACCCAGUUCCUGAAAACCAAACUCAUUGUAGGCCAGGGGAGCAGGGAUGGGUGGCUGAACUUCAAAGAACUCCUUGCGGUUGCAUCUGCUGACCAUCAGUGUGUCAAGACAAGAAGUCAAGACCCAAUGCUGAUCUAUUUUACCAGUGGAACUACAGGCUUCCCAAAAAUGGUGCUGCAGUCCCACAGCAGUUACGGCAUUGGAUUUGCAGUCAGUGGCAGGCAUUGGUUGAAAUUGACUCCUUCAGAUAUAAUGUGGAAUACCUCUGACACUGGCUGGGUAAAAGCAGCUUGGAGCAGUGUUUUUGCACCGUGGAUCUGCGGAUCUUGUGUCUUCAUACACAGUAUGCCACAGUUUAAACCAGAAGUUAUUGCAGAGACUCUCUCAAAAUAUCCCAUCACCACCUUCUGCACGGCUCCCACUGCCUUCCUCAUGCUGGUCAAACAUGAUGUGAGCAGCUACAAGUUCCCGAGUCUGAAGCACUGUGUAACUGGAGGGGAAGCACUCAAUCCAGAAGUGUUGGCGAAGUGGAAAAUCCAGACAGGGGUGGAUAUCCAUGAAGGUUAUGGCCAGACCGAAACAGUGACAAUCUGUGCCAAUAUGAAAGGAAUGAAAAUUAAACCUGGCUCUUUGGGAAAACCUGUUCCACCUUAUGAUGUGCAGAUCGUAGAUGAGCAAGGGGCUGUGGUGCCUCAAGGAGAAGAGGGCACCAUUGCUGUCCGGGUGAAGCCCAAACGGCCCUUCUGUCUGUUCUCCGAGUACUUGGAUAAUCCAGAGAAAACUGCUGCCUCUGUGCGAGGAGAUUUUUAUCUCACUGGAGACAGAGGCUUUAUGGAUGAAGAGGGAUAUAUCUGGUUUGUUGGAAGAGCUGAUGAUAUCAUUAACUCUGCUGGGUACCGCAUUGGCCCCGUUGAGGUGGAGAGUGCAUUGAUAGAGCACCCAGCAGUGGUGGAGGCGGCUGUGGUCAGCAGUCCCGACCCAGUGCGAGGGGAGGUGGUCAAAGCUUUUGUUGUUUUAGCUCCUGCUUUUGUAUCACAUGAUCCAGAAAAAUUAAUUCACGAGCUUCAACAACAUGUCAAGAAGGCGACUGCGCCAUACAAGUAUCCAAGGAAGGUGGAGUUUGUUCAGGAGUUGCCAAAGACAGCUACUGGGAAAAUCCAGAGAAAGGUUCUAAAGAACAAAGAGUGGGCAAAGGUGUAA
Melozone crissalis (California towhee) is the source of this 1743-nucleotide messenger RNA. Its product is annotated as acyl-coenzyme A synthetase ACSM4, mitochondrial-like. The transcript is spliced from 13 exons. Gene Ontology annotation, cellular component: mitochondrial matrix. The record is from RefSeq and is a predicted model, not a curated record. Gene Ontology annotation, molecular function: fatty acid ligase activity; fatty-acyl-CoA synthase activity. Gene Ontology annotation, biological process: fatty acid biosynthetic process; acyl-CoA metabolic process. The coding region runs from base 1 to 1743 and encodes 580 amino acids. NCBI's taxonomy places the organism in Eukaryota, Metazoa, Chordata, Aves, Passeriformes, Passerellidae.